GUAAUUUUCAAAUAAUUAUAUAAAGAUGGACCAUGGAAAUAAUUGUGAUCACUCUAACUGCUCUCAUGCAAAUGCAUCGGUUACUCAAACAUUAUCAGAAAUGCAUUGGGAGAGGGGCUUGUGGUAUGCAGCCUUCUAUGGGGAUGAAGAGAGAGUUAGAUCUCUGAUUGCUAAGGCAGACAAUGCCAAAGGAAUAGUUAACACACCAGAUAACUCUGGAUAUACACCAUUGCACUACGCUGCACGUAAAGGACAUGUGGAUAUUUGUAAGAUAUUACUGCAAAAUGGAGCACUGAUUGAUGCAAAAACUAAGAGUGGACAAGCUACACCCCUUCUCAAAGCUGCUGCUGCAGGUAAAAUUGAAGCAAUUAAAUUUCUUAUUCACUCUGGGGCUUGUGUUGAUGAAAAAGAUGCCGAUGGGCAAACCAUUCUUCAUAAAGCAGUAGAAAACAAGCACUUUGCUCUAGUGAAUUUUUUGAUGGAGACAUAUCCUAAACUGAGCACCAUGCAGGACAUUAAAGGUAAUUGUCCAUCUGAUUAUAUGUCUGGCUCUAAGGAGUGAUUUACGAAAAAUGGCUUAAACAUAUUAAUCAUUAUACACCUAAUACUAGAUUAUAUUUCUAGUGAAGUGUUUAUUGUUACAAUAUUGGAAUUAAUUUAUCCUUAGAUUUAUUUGCAUUAUUAAAUUUGCCUAAAUAGAAUGUUAUUGUAUGUAUAUUAGGUAUCUUUUUAAAUGUGCUUUAUCUUUUGCUGUUAUUAAUAUUUAAAAAUGUUUAUUUUAUGUUAACAUUCCCAAUUUUUUACUUUUGUUUUGUCAAAUUUAGUAGUAGCGAACUUGAUAUCUAAUUGUGAUUAAAAUAAGUUAAAAGUUGCCAUUAGAGGUAUUCACUUAAAAAGAGUAUUUGUCUAAAGUAGUAUUUAUAUUUAACUAUUUUAACACUACUUAUUCCAUAAUAAUUUAGUCACUAAUCACAAUUUUGAAAAUAUGAUGUUUAUGAUAGACAAAAUAAUGAAUUUUAGUAAUUAUAAAUGGUAACACAAAAGAAUAUUGUUACUAUUAUCAUUUUUUUGUGAACUAACACGUAAGUUAACAUUUUUAGUCUAUAAUAAUCUGGAUGGCUCACGUUUUUACCAAAACUUUUAUAUAUUUUGGAAUUUUGAUAAUUGUGGGUAGUUAAUUAAAACUCACCAAUUUCGUAUAUAUGUACAU
Messenger RNA from Spodoptera litura, 1210 nucleotides. RefSeq lists its product as uncharacterized. Lineage: Eukaryota; Metazoa; Arthropoda; Insecta; Lepidoptera; Noctuidae. Gene Ontology annotation, molecular function: protein binding. The record is from RefSeq and is a predicted model, not a curated record.